AUGGGAACAGACAACGAUAUCACUCAUCUCGAAGAUCCCUCUCCUCAUGGGGAUGGCAACUAUGCCCCCGACGAGGUCCAGAAGGAGAUCACACACCUCCAGGACCCCGAAUGGGUGGCGGCCCAGAAACGAUACAUGCGCAAGUUGAACCUCAUCAUCCUUCCGACAAUCUCUCUUCUUUACUUCUUUGAGUAUCUAGACCGUGGUAAUGUCGCGAAUGCGAAACUGUACGGCCUCGACUCAGGACACGAUUCGGCCCAAGGAGGCGUCGCUCCUGGCUUGCAAAAGCUGACCUCGAGACAAUGGCAACUGGUUGUCAUGAUAUUCUACGUUGGCCUGGUUCUCUGCCAAGUUCCAGGUUGCAUUGGAUACCGCAUCUUCCCUCCUUCGAAGUGGAUCGCGUUCGGAGUCUGCGGUUGGGCCAUCGCAAGCAUGCUACAAUGUGUUGCUUUCAAUCUCAGCGGCUUGCUGGCUUGCCGCGUCUUUAUCGGUGUUUUUGAGGGAUUCUUCGGCACUGGUAUUGUCUACUACCUCUCGCUCUGGUAUCACCGUGCCGAACUGGGAGUAAGAGUGUUCUGGUUUCUUGGCCCUACUGCCAUCGCUGGUGCUUUUGGUGGCCUCAUUGCCUAUGGUAUUGGUCACAUCAAGAGUUCAACCCCAAACUGGAAGUGGCUGUUUCUCAUUGAAGCACUGCCCUGCUUUUGCCUGGGUUUGUUCUGCCUCUACUGGCUGCUAGAUCGCCCUCUCAAGAACUCGCGCUUCUCGGGGAAAGACCAAGAAAUUGCCGAAGCACGCUAUCAUAGCGAGUCCUUUGACAAGACUGGAAAGAUCCAGAAGAAGCACCUUAUAUGGGUCUUCACAGACUGGCGCCUCUAUGUACAGGCUGCCAUUUAUGUCCCCACAGCGGCCCUUCUGUCAUCAAUCUCCGGCUUCUUGCCGACCAUUAUAUCGAACCUUGGCUACAAGGAGCCAACAACCGCGAAUUUGAUGACAGUGCCUCCCUACGCCUGUUCCUUUGUGAUCAUGUUUCUCGCCUCAUGGCUCUCGGAUCGCUACCGCACGCGUGGCAUUCCCAUCGUCAUACUCAUGUCCAUCGGCACUAUUGCCUACGCCCUGCUCGCAACGCUGCCCGAGGCCCAACUACGGGGCAAGUACGCCUGCGUCUGCAUCGCCGUCGCCUGCGUGUACGCAACCUACCCGCCCACCCAUGCCUGGGCCGCCAACAACUUUGGCAACGAGACCAAGCGAGCCGUGGGCAUGGGCUACUACACUGCCAUCGGAAACUUGGGCUCCAUCGCCGGCACAUUUGUGUAUCCUGCCACCGACGCGCCGCAGUUCAAGAAGGGGCACUUCAUCUGCAUGGGUCUCUGCAUUGCCACGGCGUUAUUGUCAGCGGGCAACUCUGCGGUGCUGGCGUGGCUGAACCGAUACAGGGAUAGAAAGUAUGGUAAGCCUGUGCCUGGAGCUUCGAUUGAUGUGACGGAGCUGGCGGACAACAGCCCUCAAUUUCGGUUCAUGACUUGA
This is a messenger RNA of Thyridium curvatum, 1524 nucleotides long. RefSeq lists its product as uncharacterized. NCBI's taxonomy places the organism in Eukaryota, Fungi, Ascomycota, Sordariomycetes, Thyridiales, Thyridiaceae. Gene Ontology annotation, cellular component: membrane. Gene Ontology annotation, biological process: transmembrane transport. The record is from RefSeq and is a predicted model, not a curated record. Gene Ontology annotation, molecular function: transmembrane transporter activity. The coding region runs from base 1 to 1524 and encodes 507 amino acids. The transcript has 4 exons.